This is a messenger RNA of Micropterus dolomieu (smallmouth bass), 1347 nucleotides long. It is a transcript of the gene tnnt2e, whose product is annotated as troponin T2e, cardiac. Gene Ontology annotation, cellular component: troponin complex. The record is from RefSeq and is a predicted model, not a curated record. Gene Ontology annotation, molecular function: troponin I binding; tropomyosin binding; troponin C binding. NCBI's taxonomy places the organism in Eukaryota, Metazoa, Chordata, Actinopteri, Centrarchiformes, Centrarchidae. Bases 383 to 1198 code for a protein of 271 amino acids. The transcript is spliced from 16 exons. Gene Ontology annotation, biological process: cardiac muscle contraction; regulation of muscle contraction; sarcomere organization.
GUCGAUGAGACAAAUAGAAGAGAAAAAAAGAAAGACAAAAAUAUGUUAAAACACACUUCCUCCACCACUGAUUAGCAUUGGAUAAAAAUCAUUUCAAAUGCACAAAGUAAACCGAAACGACAAUGACAUUUUCCCCCUGUUGUUUUGCUAUGUGUCGAGAUUUGGCUUUGAUUUCUGACAGGUUACAAACAGCUCAUGGGCUUGGUUUGUGAUCCGGGAUCAUUCCCUGUUUCUAGCUUUGUUCAGAAUGUCAGACACCAGCAUUGGUUUCAGUGCAUCCCACGGGACAAUAUCACAGUGCUCAGAGUUUGACCGAAUCCCAGCCUCAAGCUGUUUGCCAGAGCCUCAUUGAUCCACUAAUCCUUAUUUAGUUCACUCAGACAUGAAGACACUGAAAGAAGAAGAAGAAGUAGCACCUGAAGUACAAGAACCUCUUCCUACUGUGGAAGAGUCUCCAGCUGCAGAUGAAGAACCUCUUCCUACAGUGGAAGAGUCUCCAGCUGCAGAUGAAGGAGAGAACCAGGAUGACUCCAAACCCAAACCAAAGUUGUUUGCUCCAGCUAUAGCUGUGCCGAAGAUACCAGAGGGAGAAAAGGUGGACUUUGAUGACAUCCACAGAAAGCGUCAGGAGAAGGAUCUGACCGAGCUGCAAUCUCUGAUCGAGGCCCACUUCAUUCAGAGGAAGAAGGAAGAGGAGGAGCUCAUCGCUCUCGUUAACAGGAUCGAGAAGCGUCGUGCUGAGAGGGCUGAACAGCUGAGGAUCCGUGCUGAGAGGGAGAAGGAGAGGCAGACUCGUGUCGCAGAAGAAAAGGAGAGGAAGGAGCAGGAGGAGGCCCGUAAAAAGCAGGAUGAGGACGCCAAGAAGAAGAAGGCUCUGACAAACAUGACUCAGCAGUAUGGUGGUGUCCAACAGAGGCAAGAUGGAAAAAGGGGAGCGAAAAAGCAGACAGAGAGAGAGAAGAAAAAGAAGAUCCUGGCAGAGAGGAGGAAGCCUCUCAACAUCGACCAUCUCAGCGAGGACAAAGUGAAGGAGAAGGCCAAUGAGCUGUGGCAGUGGCUGAUGACACUGGAGUCUGAGAAGUUUGACCUCACCGAGAAACUGAAGAGACAGAAAUAUGAUAUCAAUCAGCUCCUGGCUCGCGUUCAAGACCACCAGAGCACCAAAGGAAGAGGCAAGGCCAAGGGCAGGCUGAGAUAGAUGCAAGCACCAGCAGGAUUUCUCCAAGGAAGCGCCUGAAGAUGAGCACCAGUAUUGAUUUUGACGACAAUAAUGUACGCAUAAACAAUAAAACAGCACUACAACAGCUGGUUUUAGACAUAAACAAUAAAAAAAACAAGUGCUUUAAA